AAGUCAAACACCAUCAACAAUAAAAAAAACUUUCGUUCAAUUUAUUGUUGACACAAACCACAAUACAACAUGGAUGACUAUAUAACAGUGGUUGAAGUCGACGAUCCGACAUCUAACAAAGACACAAACCACCCAGGACACCAUCAAGUAGUCAAACGUAAUAACUCCAUUCAAGAUUCAUCAUUUAUAACAGUUUUAUCAAUAAACGAUGCGCCAUCUUUGACACAAACCACAUCUGUUAUACAUACAAAUGCUGCAACCGAUAACAUUAAUCGAUUACAUGAAAAUAAUAACAAUAAUAAUAAUAAUAUCGAAUCUGAUAUCGAAACUGUGCUAGUUUAUCGAUUACCCGGUGAACGUUUGGGAUUCGGUUUGAAAUUCCAAGGAGGCACUCGGAGCAGUGAAAAAGUACAGCGUUUGUUUAUACAAUCCUGUGCCAAAGACAGCCCUGCUUCCCGGGUCGAAUCAAGUUGGGGCAACCUCCGUGAAGGCGAUGAAAUUGUAUCAAUCGAUGGCAAAGCCGUUUGUGAAAUGACCCGCAUCGAUUGUGUGCGAUGUUUAAAAGACAAUGUUGCCAUUAAGCUGGUUGUUCGAAAUGGUUUCGGUCAAUUGCCGACAGGGGGCGAUGGUAGCGGUGAAGAAGAGUCUAGAAGUACAAAAAUGAGUCCCCCACCUCCACCGCCAGUUCCACCAAGAAAACUCGUCAAACGGAGGCAGAUUAAAGAUGGCAAAGUUGCCAACACAGUUGAUGAAAAGCCAUUCACUCCACCACCAGAUGCUGAAUAUUAUAUAAAUCUCUUCUCUGAUGAGAACAAUCUGAAAGCUGCCGGCUCAGAAAGUGAUGAUACCGCUAGUACAAUUUCAACAAUAUCCACUGUUAUCGAUAAAUUUUCGAUUAGUUCGAAUUAUUCAUCCGAAACAGAUCUGUCCAGCUUUUCCAGCAUGAAUGGAAAUUCUGUAAUGAAUAAGGCCGACUUGGCAAAGGUCUUGAAACCUUUUACAAUGCUCGAACAAGAAUUUAAAAUUGGUGAAGCUGCUGUCAAAAAUGAAGAUCCGGCAAAGAAGUUAUCGACAGCUGCACCAGCGCCCCCUACAAACAACUACGAAAAUAUCGAUUUAAAAGUUGAAAAGUUAAAUGUUUAUGAAAAUGUCGAACUCAAGCCUAAAGAUUCUACAGAUGGAGUUGAUAAAAAUGGUAUUCCAACUCCAAAGCCUAGACCUAGACAAACGGCCAUAGUUGAACCGAAAAAGCGUUCGAUAAUUCCAACGCCGAGAAAGUUCAAUGGAAUGAAAAUGGAAGUUCAGGAAUCUGCCGAGUCUCCUGUAAAAUCGGAAGAUAACAAAUUGAUAACAAAGAUCCCUAAAGCUAUUGCAGCUGUCUUUGGAUCAUCUUCACCGAAAGGAUCGGCAAUGGAACGUUCAAAGACCGAAAGUGAACUCAAGUUGAAUCAAUAUUCAAGGAGUACCUCUGAUUUGAGGAAACAAUGUGAACGAUUCCUUGAGUCUGAGGUCAAGAGUUCCCAGGAAAAUCUUGCUAUCGAAAAGCCUUCUUCGGAAGAUGGAAAAACUGGGAAAUCUAAAAUUCCCAUUGUACUGUCUUCAAGAAAGUCGUUAGAAAUGGAAUCUCCACCUAAAAUCGAGACUAUUCUUAUUAAACCACGAACAAUGGUCCAGAAACAAAAGUCAGAAACCGAUCUUAAGCUGACUUCAUAUCGUCCUAAAGAUCAACGUCCCACAAACCUGCCUAUUUUAAAGGCUACAAGCCCGGUGAAGCCCUCCCUUCAGCGAUCGAAUUCGGCAGAUUCCAAGGCGAGAGAAAGUCCAUUGCUUUUGAAAUCUCCCGAAAGGACUUUGAUUCCAGUUUUGAAUCAAUCCCCGACUUCCGAGGCAGGUUCUCCAACCAAAGUUAAGGGACCUAAGCCCAAGCCUCCAGAGAGGGUACAAUCUUUAGCAAAGACACAAAUUCCGAAGCUUCAUCAAGCUGGAAGUCCAGUAACCUCUUUAAGUAAUACCACUCAAUUAAUUGUCAAUAAUCUUGAACCCACCAUGAUUCCCGUGACUCCGCCCACACCGACAAUGCAGACUUUUAAACAAUCACCUUCACCUCCACUGAAGACAGCUUCACCACCACAAAAUCGUGAAAUCAAGUUCAAAAUUCAAACUUACGAAAGUAGUCAGUUGGAAAAGGAGAAAAAUCCUUUUACCGAUGUGAAUGGCAAUGAGGAAUCAGUUAUGCCAAGUUUGUUUGAUUUGGUACGAAAAAAUAGUCCCUCAAGUCAAAGGAAAGAAGAAGAACCAUCAUCACCACAAAAAAUUAUUGAGAAUUCAAAAAACUACGAGAAGAACCCGGAAAGCCCGGUUAUAGUAAAAAAGUGUAUUAAAAUUUCGGCGGAACAGCAACAAGCUGAUACUUAUUAUUCGUCAAGUUCAAGUGGAAGUAGUGAUGAUGACGAUGAAUGUGGAGAUGAGAAGGAAUAUGAAAUAGAAGAUGGAGAGAAAUUGGGACCUCCUGAGUUGGUAAAUGGGCCGGGGCCAUCAGAGGCUUAUUUCAAUAUGUAUUGGCAUUCGAAUAUGCUGCCGACUAUUGGAGAGGUGGAGGAGGAAUUUUCUUCGUUGGAAUUACAACAAGUUUCGAAUGGACCCAUUGUGAUUGUUAACGAUGUCAUUCAAAACCAUCAACAACCAAAACAACAACAACAACUACAAUCACAAUCACAACAUCAUCAACAAGAGAAUUUAAACAAACAAAAGAAACCCCCAUCUGCGGCUGAGAUAACAACUAAUUUCAUUCAAGCUGAAGUAAUAAAUGUCACAAAAAAUGAUAAUGAUAACAAUCCGAAGUCUAUUUCCUCGGCUGCUAUCAUCACAUUGCCUAAGAGUAACGCUGUUUUAACUUCCAAUACCAGUCAUAACAAGAGUAGUGAUAGUAAAACAACCCCUGCCUCUGUUAACGAUAUUAAACAACAACAAAAAACCAACACUGACAGUGAAAAUGCAGGUGAUAAGAUAACUGAUAUUGAUUUGUCGACAGCAACAAUUCCCCAAGUUAAAGAAUGUGAUUCGAAUAAAACAAAUGGCAAAAUUAAAAUCGACGACACGAAUGUCAUUGAAACAACCAGCAAUUCUCUUAUCACUGAAAAAUCCCACCCACCACAGGUAAACGUCGCAAAUUCUACUGAUAACGAAAUUAGUACUCGUGAUAGUUCCGUAAGCAAAGGUGUUUCGGAAGAGCUAUUGACACCAUCGUCGUCGCCGGAAGUUAAACCAAUCGAAAUGAAUCAAAGUGAAGACAGUCAAGUUUUAGUUGGACGAACUAUUACAAAAACUGUCAAAACGAUAACAACUCAAAAAACUGUAAAAUCAAGUAAAAAGAUUGAAAGUUUUGAACAAAUUGAUGGAAAUAAUCCAGAAACUCCACAAAUAAGUCUUAUCAAUAAAAGUGAAUCAAAUGAAGAAGUUAGUAGUUCUGUUAAAAAAGUUGAAGAAGUUAAAAUUCCUGCUGAUUUAGUUAAAGAAAAAAUCACAAAAGUUGCAGAAAUGGAAGAAACUUUUAAAAGUGAUAAAAUAGCCAGUACACAAACCAUUGAAAGAAAGGACGAUAAAGAACAUAUUCAUCAAUCAGUUGAAUGUCAAUCUGAACAAGCUGCUAUUAAGGCUACAAUAAAGGAAACUUCUGAGGAACCGAAGAAUCUACCGAAAGAUGGAAUAACCGUCACAGUAAAAACUGAGACGAGACUUAUUGAAAUGGGCAAAGGUGGUGAUGAUGAUAAGUCCGAUGAUAGGCAAAGUAUUGUUACUGGUAUUUUGAGUUUAUCAGAAAGCGGAAUUAGAACGAAACAAAAUUCCAAUCAAAUUGAGGUUGUUGAAUGUAAACAUGAGAAGCAAGAAGGCUUUGCUGAAAUCAACUUGGUCAGGGAUCUGAAGAAGAAGGAAGGAGUUAGUACUGAGAACCGAAAGUCGUUGGAAGGUGAAAAAGUGACCAAGAAACCUGAUGAAGAAGUGAAAGAAGUUCCAAUACUUGAAAAGACAGUUGAAGAAAUCUUGGAAACAGUGAAUAAAGAUUUGGUGAAGGAAGAAGUUCAACAGAAAGUUGAAGAACCAACAAAAACAAUAGAUGAAGACUUUCAAAAACCAUUGGAAACUAUCGAAAAAGUUGAGAACGAAAUAGUUUUUGAAAAAUGUAAACUGAAAGAUAAAAUUUCUAACACUAUUGAAAGCAUUUCGAAAAUCGUAGAAGAUGAGAAAUCACUUCCGAAGAUCGACAGUCAAUCAGCAGUACCAGUUGAACAAGUUGAGAAUACUAUUACUUUCGAGAAAUGUAAGGUAAAGGCUAAGGAAGCUCCUAAACCUGCAGCUAGAACUAAAUCUAUUUCCAACUCAGAGUCUGCUGAUGAAUCAACAGUGAAGUCUCAUGAAAUCACGGAAAAAACUGGUACUACUGAAACAAAAGAAGAAGUUGUGAAAUCACUUCCGAAGGUUAUCAGUGAACCGGCAGAAAUUAUCAAAAAAGUUGAAGAAGUUAUUACUUUCGAGAAAUGUAAAAUCAAGACUAAAGAUCCGAUAGAAACAGCAAUUGAAACCUCUUCAGAAACUCCACAGCCAGCUAAAAGAACUAAAACUCUUUCCAGUUCUGAUACUGGUGCUGUGCCAAAAGUUAAGUCUUUCGAAGUUAUUAAAGAAGCAGCUAAGAAACCUAAUGAAAUUGAGAAACCAAUUUUAGAAGUUCAAGUUAAUGUUUUGGACAAAAAUCUGCUAUUUUCAGAAGUUGAAUCAGCUGCUGAAUCUCAGAGUGUUAUAUUGGAGGAAUAUAUUUCUACAGUCUUGGCAUCUUCUGAAAUUGAUACUAUUUUAGAUAAAAAAGAGCCAGUAGCAAUCAAAGAAACUGUUGUAAUUGAAGAAAUUCAAACUGCACCAGAUUUAGCAGAAAAUGAAUCUAAAGGUUUUGAAGAAAUUUUCAAUGAUCCCGAUCCAGCUCCGUUGUAUGUUCUUCGGAAAAAUAUUAUUCACUGUGAUCCACCGAAACAGGAUCAGAAAACAAGUAAAUCAAGUUCAAAACUUACUACAUCUUCAAUAUCAAGUGAUCUUCCAAAAGAUCAAUCAAAAACUACUGAGAAAAAAUCUGAGAAAAUGGAAGAAAUAUCGACUGAUCUUCCAAAAAGUGAUAAUAUUAUCUCCAAAACUGCUUCUUCGAAAGAUCAGUUGAAACCACCUACGAAGAAAAAGGAAGAAGAAUUACCUUCAGCUACCAACGAGAUUCCAGAAUCGGCUCCUGAACAAAGUCUUCAAACAACGACUCCUGUUAAAAACCCAGCAGUUUCCAACGAUAUUUCGAAGACUGCUCCAAAAGAAGAUCUUCAGUCAAUAACUUCUGUUAAAAACCAUGAAGAAAAAUUGCCUUCAGCUUCCAGCGAUAUUUUGAAGACUACUCCAGAAGAAGAUCUGCAGUCAAUUACUCCUCUUCAAAACCAGGAUUCUGUUGCUAAAUCAGUAUCUGAUGAAAAACUUUCACCUUCGAUAACUGAUACUCAGGUAAACAUAAUUUCUGAAGAGGUCGCUGAAGUCUUGCCUUUGCCUGUUCCCAGAUCUUCAGCUGUGAAGAAUAAAUCAGAUAAAUCUGAAGCGAAGAUCAGUAAAGAAACUUCAAAAACUGAAGAAAUUGUACCACCAAAAGCUGAAGAUGUUUUAAAAACUCAGAAAACAACUUCAACAACCACAAAAGGUCAAGUUUGCAUGGAAGAAGAAAAAGCUGCAACAUCAAAACCUGAAUCUUCAAAAACUGAAAAGACUUUAUCUUUGAAAAAAUCUAAAUCCGAUGCUGAACAAUCGUCCCAAGCUAAAGUCGAAGUAAGACCUCGUGAAUUCACAGCCAAAGUCAUCGACGUUAUGAAGAAAACUCCAAUUGAUUCGAAGGACUCUCGAACAAAAUCAUUAAACAAGUCUUCAUCACUUCCAACAGAAGCUCGUACCGAACCAAAUGGAUUAGAAUGUAAAACAACAAUGCCUACUUCGACUGCAGCUGUUGCUACUGUCAACACCAACACUGCCACUGUCAUGGCCAUAUCAUCAAUGACAACUAAACCAAAACCAAUGGAAAGAAUAAUCCUAGGUGUUGAACAUAAUCCAGACGAUGGCAGUGGACAUGCAAAAUCUUUAAACGAAUUUCAAUCAAAAGUGAAAACAACUACAAAAACGACUACGAACAGUGAAAGUCAAGCUGGUCCAGAGGCGUCAAAGUCAUCAACGUCAACAACAACAGGACUAUCAUCAUCAUCAUCAACAUUAUUAUUUGAAUCAACAUUAACACCGAAAACAACAACAACUAAUACAACAUCGGCAUCAUUAGUGAAGUCAACAUCAUCAUCAUCAUCUGAAUGUCCAGGUGAUGUCAACGAGGAGAAAGGUUUAUUAACCCACUGCGAGGACAAACAAGAUCUUGAUAAACCCAUUACACCACAAAUCAUGAAAAUGGACAGCAACAGUAUACAAAUAGUUCCUCCACCUUUAAUUGUGAACGAUUAUCUAACAUUAAGUUCACCACCAACAUAUUCCCGCCUGCCACCCGAUGGUCAUGAAUUCCCUCCAAAUUUCUCCGAACCAUUAAUAAUGCCAGCAGCGAAUUUAUUAAAAGCCACCCUCCUAACAUCGAUGACAACAACAACCACAAUGACAGGCACAAAUACAAGUAGUACAGUUUAUACAGAAAAAUUAAUAACACGAACACAAACCUCCACAACAUCAUCAUCUUCAUCUUCACCUCCAGUUUUAGAAGAUCAACAACAACAACAACAAACGAAAAAAAUGAUCAGCAAUGGUGAUGACCAACGACCGCCAUUGCCAAAGUCAGGGCCCCCGCCAACAGUUCCUAGAAAAGUCUAUCGCCAAGACUUGGUUAUCAGUGUUGAUGACACACGGCCCGAUAAAGAAGAAAAGAAAUACAUUCACGUUGAUACAACUCCACCAAGCCCUCCGGUGUCCGCCAAGUCGGUCUACGAAAACCGUUUACAACAAAAGACCACACCAACAACACCUCCCUCAACUCCCUUGGAUGCCCCAUUUGAAUACAAAAGACCCUUUAGCACUGGUCGCAAGCUUAGCGAUUGGCGAAAAGAUGAAAAGUCUGAAAAGUCGGUCCGUGAUAAAAUCGCCAUGUUCUCGAAUGAUGAUCAAGAACGUAGCCCAAAUAGCAGUAGCAAUUCAAGCUUCUCCUCAAGAUCCGGCAAGCCUUUAAAUCUUAGCACAGAAAAUCUAUUAGAUUCAGGAAGUCGAUAUAGCCAAGCUCCACCAUUAACCAAACGGGCCAUGAGUGUGGAAAACCUAAACGACGUUAGCCGCAAUUACACACGAACACAAUCACACAAUCUUUCCGAUUCUAUGUAUUCCCUAAACACAAUUAAUACUGAUUACAAUCAAAAUUAUGCCUCCUUACCCCGCCGUCAUGUGCCUCAUUUAGAGAGACGUAUAAGUUUCUCCGGACAGCCAUAUGCCCCGGAUGAGGCUACCCGCAAAGCGGCCAUUACGAAUAUAUUGGAGCAACGACGUCGCUCAAUGUCCAAGCUGAGAGGCCUGGUCAUACCCGAGAGACCCCAAAUCCCAAUGUCCAACCUUGAACCAAUCCUAGACUUGCCAGAGAUUAAGAGUAGAGACAGUGAAAAGGUUAAAUUAAAUGGCAAUAUCGAUUUAUCUUUAGGUGCUGCUGCCCCGAAACCUGCUAAACGAAGUGAAAUUGGUACCAAUCCGGCUUUAAGACCCCUAACAGUGACAACAGGCAAUAAUACAGCUAAUAUUGUUGCAAAUAACUAUAAAAGCAUCUUUAGCAAUGGCAGCCAUCGUUUAUCGAACAAUGUCCACCCGAGAAAAGCUGAAAGUCCUAUUCAGCCCCCAGCUAAGCCCCCAAGGACAUCACUUUCCAUUAGUAAACCAACUCAACCGGAAGAAAGUGAUAGUGAUUCGGUUUUCAGUUCGAAGAUAUCUUCACCCCCAAUGUCCCCAUGUGUUCCGGUUGUACCGGAGAAAUUUGCUCUAACUAGGACCCUAAGUUCCGAAACUAACACCUCGAUUGCAAGUUCGACAGCUUCGACUUUGACUUCGGGAUCGGGUUCACAGGCAAGUUGCAGCUCAGUUGGCAGCACUCCAACUGUGGAUAUGUCCCGUAGGGUCUUGAAAUCUGGUUCGGGAGACUCUGCAUCAAACCGGAAGAAUGUUUUAGCUUCUGCCAAGUGUCGAAGUGGCCGUGAUGAUUCGUCAGCAUUGGUCAGAAAUCGCCGUUAUGAAGAUGAAGACAGUACAGAUGGCUAUGAUGAAGAAGAAGUUCGUAGGGCCCCGAAAUCUAAACCCCGUUCGACACUAAUUGUGCCAAACAAAGUUAUCCCCGUUUCAGCUCCAAUUAACUACAAGCUUGUCUCUUCUAAAGACGAUAGCUUGGUUGAUAAGGUUAUCAAUGUUGCAGCUUAUGUAGAAGUGACUUCGGACACUGAUGACAGUAGUCGAAAAUCAGAUUCGUCACCAUCGAAAGUCAGUGCCAUUUUCAUUGAUGAAGAACGUAAAGCUAGUUUCAAAGCUGAUCCAAAUCAGAAAGCUACCACGAAGAGGCGGUCUUCACCUCCACCAGUGGUGACUCCAGUUGUGACAGCUAAAAAGUCUUCGGAUACUACCGAUAUGGCAAAUUGGGUUAAGAAAGAAGCAGGCAAGGCUAAGAUAGAGAGCAUGAGGAAGUCUGAAACUAUCAGUAAGACCUCAUCAACUAUUGAAACCAUCAAGACUUCAUCAUUAUCUUCAACAGCUAAGAAUAAAAUUUCCACAGCUGAAAUCCGUGAGAGGUUUGAACAACGUUCAAUGACUCAGACCUCUACCUUAUCUUCACCACCUAUUACAACUUCGUCAGGCUUUGGAAAGUCUUCGUCCCCCAAGGAAAAAUCAAGCUAUCAUGAAAGAUUCUCUUCAUUGGAUUCAAUUGCUUCAUCAUCUUCGGGAGUUUCAUCAAGUACGCAGAAUUUCACUUCAUCCAAUCAAGAGACCCCAACUGAGUUUGGCAGCUUUUCAUCACUUGGCAGUAAUCAGAGCUUGAUCACUGCUCAAGAUAUUCAGCUUAUCAUCGAGGAGGCUGAUCCUCCGCUAAAGACUCCUGAGGCAUUUAUUGUUGUACUGCAAAGGGAAACUCCUGAGAGCAGUAUUGGAAUCACCCUGGCUGGUGGAUCUGAUUAUGAAGCCAAGGAGAUUACUAUUCAUAAAAUCCUCACUAAUACCCCAGCAGCUAAAGAUGGACGUCUGAAAAAGGGUGAUCGUAUUUUGGCAGUUAAUGGCAUGAGUAUGAGAGGUCUAACUCAUCGGGAAUCGAUUUCUGUUCUUAAGACCCCUCGUCCAGAAGUUGUACUCGUUGUUACUCGUUCUGAAUCGGUUAUAGUCAAACCGUUGUCCAAAAAGCGGUCCUCAUUGGGCUCUUUAUCAUCGUUAACAGAAAAACCUUUGAUGGAUAGUGCUGAAUUGGAACGAAAACGCAACUAUCACAAAGCUUCACGAUCGCUUGAUUUGGAUUUAGAUAUUGUAUCGAAUGAAGGUUCAAGUCCAAAACAAAGCACAUCGACAAGUCCACAACCAUUAGUUGUGGGUAGUCCGGAAGCAACUACAGCUUCAACAAAAUCUUUAUCAUCGUCGGCAGCACUAAUUCGCACAAGAAGACAACAGUCACGUGGCGAUGCAUCGAAAUUGAGCACAAGUGAAUUGUUGGAACGUGCCGCUGAAACUAGAAAUAUGUUGGCAGCGGAAAUUCGUUCACAAGAAGAGAACACAACAACCGGUGCUAGGACUGUAGAAAUAGUUAAAGACAGUUGUGGUCUUGGCUUUUCAAUUGAAGGUGGCUUUGAUUCGCCAUUGGGCAACCGCCCAUUAAUAGUUAAGAAGAUUUUUAUGGGUGGUGCUGCACAAAAAUCUGGAUUGGUUAAAAAUGGCAAUGAAAUUUUAUUCAUCAAUGGUGCAUCCACAGCAAAGAUGACCCGAGUUGAUGCAUGGAAUUACAUGAAACAGCUCCCAAUGGGACCAGUCAAAAUUGUUUUAGCAUAAAUAUAAUUUACUUUAAAUAUUAAACAAUAUAUACAAAAAAAAAAUGUUAUUUCUUAAUUUUAUUUAAAAUUAAUCAUUUAAUUUAAAGUUUUUUUUUUAAUAUUAUUCAUUUAAUUACUUACAAAAAAAAAACUUAUACAUUAUAAAUAUAAAUGAUUGUAUUGCUAAUUUUUUUAUUGUCACGUAUACAAUUAUAAUUAAAAAAAAUAUAUAUCAAUUGAUUUGUCAUUAUCAUUAACAAAAAAUUAUUUAGUUUUUAAAAUAUUUUUUUUUCUAUAUAAAACUCUUGCCAUUAGAUUUUUCAUUUAUGGCUAAGAAUUUUCAUUUUGUAAAAUUACUUUGCAUUUAUUUUGGCCUUUAAAAAUGCAUUUAAUACAUAAU
Episyrphus balteatus (marmalade hoverfly) is the source of this 10437-nucleotide messenger RNA. It is a transcript of the gene bbg, whose product is annotated as mucin-17. The transcript has 7 exons. The record is from RefSeq and is a predicted model, not a curated record. Lineage: Eukaryota; Metazoa; Arthropoda; Insecta; Diptera; Syrphidae. Bases 70 to 10056 code for a protein of 3328 amino acids. Gene Ontology annotation, molecular function: protein binding.